GCCGGGACAGGCCGGGCCCGCAGGGAGCCUUCGGAGGGGCUGUAAGGAGCGGGAAUACCGCUGCCCACCGGGGCGGCGCUCCCCUCUGGCCGCCUGCAUCUGGGCUUCCUGGCGAGAGAGCGGGAGCUGUGGGGAGGGGAGAGGGGCCCGAGGGGGGGUGCGCGUCCCUGCUCCACCUCUCGCUGGGUCUUUUGGUGUCCCAUGGAGAGGGUCGGACCCACGGGUCUGUGGUGACUGCCAGAGCUUUGCCUUUUGAGCCUCUUGGAGAUUACGGUGCUACGGUGCUUGAUGUCCCUUAUUUAUUUCUCUGCCCUAGCUGCUCUCCGGGAGAGCUGACACCGGGGAUUUCUGUCCUUUGCUUGAAGUCUCUCCUCUACCAGUAGGAUGAUUCACUUCUGUAUCAAACCUGGGCUUCAAAUUAUCUCUGGGUUUAAUCAUCUGUGUUUUACAAGCAGAACAGUUCCCAUAAGUGUCAUGAAGCAAUGUUUUCAGAAUGUCAUCAGGCAUCCAAAUAAAACCAAAGACUGCAGUACAGAGGAGCAAGACAUCUUCUUUGCCACAUUCUCCAGAACCUGCAACUAAACCAAAGCCUAGUGACAAGCUGAAUCCUAAAACUAUUGAUCCGUUUGAUGCUUAUUCUCGACCAACUUCUGCGUUUGCUGCUAUAUAUGCUAAAGGUGGCAUUCCGUGCAGGUUAGUUCAUGGAUCAGUAAAGCACAGACUGCAAUGGGAAUGCCUUCCUGAAACUGUUCCCUUUGAUCCUCUUCUUGUGACAUUGGCAGAGGGUCUGAGAGAGACAAAACAUCCCUAUACAUUUGUUUCAAAGGAGGCUUUUAAAGAAUUACUUAUGGUUGAAGGUGCUACUGAAAAAGCAAUUCCCUUAUUGCCUCGUCUAGUUCCAGUCUUAAAGGCUACACUGGCCCAUUCAGAUGAUGAGGUAUUUGGAAGAGGAUUGGAUGCUUUAGUUCAACUGAGUGCUGUGGUUGGCCCAUCCCUUAAUGAUCAUCUUAAGCAUCUACUCACAAACCUUUCAAGGAGAUUAACGAACAAGAAAUUUCGAGAAAAAAUUACUGUUGCUUUACAGAAGUUGGAGCAAUAUGGUGGAAAGGCGACUAUGGCUAUCAUAAAAUCUAAAAUUCCAACCUAUUGUUCUGUCUCCUCUUGAACAAGAAAACUGUAGCAAUUUGUACUGUAAGGUGAAGUUUGGAAAGAAACUGCCUGUGAACAUCACUGACACUUAUUUGGGGUAUGAUAAAAUCUCUUAAAAUAAUCACAACUCUUCAGUAUGGUGAAGAGUGGGAAAAGUCUUAUCAAUUUAUGAAUAUGUAAUUAUGGAAGACUACUUAAAAAAAUUCUCUCUGUAUUGGCUGCUGUUUGCAUAUGCAUUGUGCUUACAAUGACAUUGACUAACUGGCUAUUAUUUCAAAAGCAGAGCAAAUAUUGAUUCUUAUUUUGUUGCAAAUUACAAUGUCCUGUAAUAUAUCAGCAGUUAUUAAUGUUUUGUACAUUUGUGUGAUGCAAAAUAAUUUGGCUGUAAUUACUUAAAUAGCAUCUAACUUGGUAUUAUAUAUGUACACCCACUUUUCAGACACAUAACUUUUGUGCUGCAGGCACAGCUGAUGUGUUUUGGGUUCAUCAAGACUUACUGAGUUAGAUGUAGAGCUCUGAGAAAUCAUCUGGACUUCCUCAGAGUCAGCUUUUAAAGGUAUGAAGUAGAAUACACUAAACAGGUAGCAUGCAGUGCAAACCUGAACUUGCUCAGUGCAUUCUCAUCACCUUGUUUUGAGAAGCUGGAGAGGCUCUGGAGAACACAGUGCAGAGGCAUCAGGUUGCUCCAUAGAGCCACAGCCUAGGUUUUGCUCAGCCAAUUACUUCCAGUUAGCUUUGGGCCUACUGAAUGUAAGCUAGAUGUAUCAGGCAACUUUGGAGUAUUUACAUUGUGCUCCCUUUGCACUGAGUUCUGUAAUGCCACAGAUACGCUUAAGACCAGCCUAUAAUUCAGCUCCAGCCAAGCUAAUAAACUUCUGAAUGUGAAAGCUAUAAAAAACCCCACGAGUAAGAGACAAUAAAAAGAUUGCCGAAGUCAGCUUACCUGGCUGUCAAGCCUUGUAGGGUGCAGUAUUUGUCCAUGAACAUAUUUGAACUUGAUAACAAAAUAAUUCCUAACAAACGGAUCUUGUAUUAAAUACCGCUCAGGGUUCUCUGUAAGGGAGAGCUGACUGAGUAACAUAAUAUGCCAUAGAACUUUUUUCCCCUGAGGAAAAUUAAAUUCCAGAAUUAAAAUUUGUUUUUUAAAGGGGUUUGGUUGUUUGGGUUUUUUUGUCAUCAGAAGAUGCCGUUUCAGGUGGUAUUAAAAAAGUCUGUUGUAUGAA
This is a messenger RNA of Strigops habroptila (Kakapo), 2372 nucleotides long. RefSeq names its product parkin coregulated like (gene PACRGL). The coding region runs from base 494 to 1165 and encodes 223 amino acids. Lineage: Eukaryota; Metazoa; Chordata; Aves; Psittaciformes; Psittacidae. The transcript is spliced from 10 exons. The record is from RefSeq and is a predicted model, not a curated record.